This is a messenger RNA of Lathyrus oleraceus (garden pea), 540 nucleotides long. RefSeq lists its product as uncharacterized. Bases 1 to 540 code for a protein of 179 amino acids. The transcript has a single exon. The record is from RefSeq and is a predicted model, not a curated record. NCBI's taxonomy places the organism in Eukaryota, Viridiplantae, Streptophyta, Magnoliopsida, Fabales, Fabaceae.
AUGGUUAAUAAGAACCAAGAUGUAGACGAAGUCUUACAUCAAGUUAGACACGAUGAUAGGGCAGGAGACAACAACUUGGUUGCCAUGGUUGAAAGGAUUAUAGUGCGAAAUGGGGUGAAUGUUAGCUUUCAUAGGCCAAAUUAUAGUUCCCCAUUAUCUAACUAUAUCUUGCAAACUGAAUUGUGUAAAGGAUUAAAAGUUCCAAAAUUUAUAAAAUUUUCAGGAGAUACUAGUGAAUCGAAUGUCGAACAUGUGGCGAGAUAUCUAACCGAAGCAGGAGACCUUGCAAAUAACGAAAACUUAAGCAUAAAAUACUUCACUAGUUCGCUCACUAAAAACGCCUUCACAUGGUUCACUACACUCCCAAUGAGUUUGAUUCAUGAUUGGACUCGUCUAGAAAGAUUGUUCCAUGAACAGUUUUAUAUGGGGAAGUCAAACAUUAGCCUGAAAGAAUUGGCUAGUAUUAAGCAUAAAUUUUCUGAGCCAAUUGACGACUAUCUUAAUAGGUUCCAUUUGCUAAAGACAAGGUGUUUCACAUAG